AACAGAAGGCGAUGUUUUACUGAUGACCCAAUCUUUAGGAAAUGCUUUUAUUUUGAAACUCUCACCGGAUGCGACAUGACGUGACGUUUUCUGACGUUGUUUAUAGAUGGAUCUACGCAGCAUCAGCGGGGUGUGUUUAUGUUCCCACGCAUGAAGGUGAUCAGGGAGAAGCGGCGGCAUGGUGAUGAUUGGACACUUUGCGCGUUUGGAGCGGCGCUGCGCGCAGUGAGUGCGCAGUGAGUGCACUGGUUGGAGCUUUUUGCGCGCAGCUGGAGCGGCUCCAGGGAUGCUGCGGCUGCUCUGGCUGCAACCCGGGGCUGCGCCCUCCACCUCCGCCUCUUCACGCGUUGCCCCCCAUCCCAGUCUGUAAGAUGGGGACCAGUCUGUCCAGUCUGGCAGCCUUCCAGUCGCUGCACAUCGUCAUGCUGGGUUUGGACUCUGCCGGGAAGACCACAGUCCUUUACCGGCUCAAAUUCAACGAGUUCGUCAACACGGUUCCCACCAUCGGCUUCAACACGGAACGGAUCCGGCUGGGUGGCCCCGGCGCCUCCCGAGGCAUCAGCUGCCACUUCUGGGACGUCGGGGGCCAGGAGAAGCUGCGGCCCCUGUGGAAGCCCUACAGCCGCUGCACGGACGGAAUCGUGUACGUGGUGGACUCCGUGGACGCGGAGCGGCUGGAGGAGGCCCGCGCCGAGCUGCACCGGAUCACCCGCUUCCAGGAGAACCAGGGGACCCCGCUGCUGGUCAUCGCCAACAAGCAGGACCUGCCGCGGGCCCUGGACGUGGGGGACAUCGAGAGGCAGCUGGCCCUGUCCGAGCUGAGCCCGUCCACGCCGUACCACGUCCAGCCGGCCUGUGCCAUCAUCGGAGAGGGGCUGAACGAGGGCAUGGACAAGCUGUAUGAGAUGAUAGUGAAAAGGAGAAAGACUCUGAAGCAGAGGAAGAAGAAGUGACGCAUGAGAAGCUGCCAGUAAACUUUAUAUGGAAGGAAAAACAUUUAAUUCCCUCAAUCUGAAUGUAGCAGAAAGAGAAGAACUGGAGGAAGAUAGGAGGAGGACCAGGGCCACUGAAGACAGAAACAGAGGAGAUCCGUGGAAAAACCUGGAAAAUACAGAGCUACUGAAGUCAAAAACCUGCAAGGAAAAAAAUUUGAAAUUUUUAGAUUAAUUUCAGAAAUUUUACAGGAAAAAAACUGGAAAAUUCAGAGUUCCAAAAGUCAAAAUAUUGCAAGAAAAAAAAAUAGAAAUUCUGAGAUUAGAUUCAGGAAUUCUCUAUUAAAUUCCUGAAUUGGAGAUUUUUGGAUUAAUCUCCAUUUCUGAGUUUUCUUUUCUAACCGAUUUUUUUAUUUUUCAAACUUAGAAAUUCUCUUGUUUUUUCUAGAAUAUUUCUUAGAUCAAGCUCCAGAUUUCUGAGGUUUUUUCCCACAAUUCUUUUGACAUGUUUUCUCAACCUACUCCUACUUUUUCUUUAUCUACAGUGGCCCUAACACACUGUGGUAAACAUCUUGCUUUGAAAACCUCAUCAUAAAAUCAAAUUUAUGGAUACAUUUAACUUCUUCAGAAGGACUCAGAAAUAUCUGUGGUUUGAAUAUUUUAUUCUUCCUCUCUGGUGUCAUUUAAUUCAAAUAUUUGGUUUGUGUUCAAAGCGGUGAAGAUUCAGACAAACUGGACGCUUAACAGAAUAACUUGCACUAAGCAUUCAUCAGUCAUAAAUGGAUAAAGUCUAAAAACCCUGAAAGAUUUGUUGGUUUUGAUAGUUUGCUGAAAUUGUUUCCAGAAAUCCACUGAUUAAAAUUUCCUGCUAGUUAAAUCAGACCAAAUCCUUAGUAAUUAUUUGUUUUGGAUAUUUUAUCAUUUUAUUGUAACCAAAUGUAUACUUGUUGCUGAUUUUGUGAUGCAGACAUCAGGACAGAAAGAGUCUUCCUUAGAUUAACUUGUAGUUAUGCAAACCAGCCGGCUGAACCUGAAGCAUCGACAUCACAUCCUGUCGUUCAAACGUUUGAUUCACAUCCUGAAUCGUGUCAAAGCUUCACAUCUGAACCAAACUAGCAGCAUGUUGGUCCAGCUGGUGAAUAUUUGUAGCUCCAACCGGACGGAGCUCCUGGUUGCUCCUGCAUGACAGCCGCUCUGAUUCCAGACAAUAUUUAUCUGUAUCUGUGUGUUCAAGCCAAAAUACAGCGAGACCAAACCAUGUGUUAUGUGCCAAAUUGUAAAAAAAAAAMAAAAAAAGUAUUUUUGGGAUUAAAAUCUUUAUAAACAAG
Molecule: messenger RNA, 2260 nt
Organism: Poecilia reticulata (guppy)
Lineage: Eukaryota; Metazoa; Chordata; Actinopteri; Cyprinodontiformes; Poeciliidae
Product: ADP-ribosylation factor-like protein 4C
Molecular function (GO): GTP binding; GTPase activity
Source: RefSeq, a predicted model, not a curated record